UUGGAUUAGAGUUUGGGACGGCGUUUGGCUCGAUACUGGAAUUGAUGCCCGAAUUGCUCGUUUAGGAGUCCUUAGAGAUGGCAUAGCGUGUCGCGUGGCGAGGUUUGAUGUUGUUGAGUGACAGGACGGUGGUGUUGCACUUGAAUUUCGAGUUCAGCCUCUUCCUAAAUUCUGUCACUUACCUCUGUUGAUUGAAAAUGAUGAUGAGCCGCAAUCAGUAGUUCGCGUGGCAUUUCGAAUUACUCUACCCGGCAUAUGAUAUUUGCGAUUUCUACGUGUUUAUUUACCCGGGGCUUGUGAUCAUCGACAAAGUACAUUAUAGAGGAUCUGGGGAGUAACACUAGCAGUAUCUGAAAAAACAUUGAGGAGCAACUUUGUUUAUGACCCGCUAUGCCAGCAAUGUCAUUAACAAUGUCAUUUGCGGGUGCAGUGGCGGGGUUGGAUUCUCACAUUUAUGCCCGCGCCAGCACCGCAGCUCAGGGUCGCUACCAUAAUCACCCAGUGCCUACGUGCAGUCGGUUAAUCAUGCAAGAAACUCUUCUUUCCAAGUCUCUUGCAGAUAACGUAUCGACUCAUAAUUCAGGGAGGAAUUUUGGAGCCAGCAAAGAUAGGAGACUAAAUUACGGAAAUGGCUGCAAACGUGGAGUUUGUAGAUGUUUCGGGGCGGGAAAUACUGGUAAAGAUGGUAACAACUAUGAAGAGGAGAUUAACAACGAAACCAACGACGAAGUAGCCGGGACUUCGGAUAGCGACAAUCAACUACGGCAAAGGAAGGCGGGAGCAACAACUGUGAAGAUGGGAAAUCCAUUACGUGAGAUGAUAGCUACAGCAGGACAACGGUUGCAAGACUAUUUAGAGAGUUACAAGCAGAAGACAGGGAUUCAGGCUGAAGAGGUUGCAGUGUCGAAUACGGUGACCAAGGAAGAAGCUUCCUGGAAAAAGCUACAGGAGCUUUUCUCUGAAGUUGACGAGCUCCAAAACGCGAUGCAAAAGCUGCAGUUUCAACUUGAAGAGGCAAUCAACUUGGAGGAAUUUGAGGAAGCUGGGCGUAUCAAGAAAAAGUUGGCUGCCUUAAUAGCAAAGGAUUUGGUUGCAGGUGCCAUGAGUGAUUUUAAGAAAGCAUUGAAGGAAGAAAGAUACGGUGAUGCCGCUUAUUUGCGGGACGAGGCUGGUGCUGGUCUUGUGGGCUGGUGGGCUGGUGUGUCUGAAAGCGAUGACGACCCAUAUGGACGCAUCAUUAAUAUCUCCACUUCAGAAGGCAGGUUCAUUGCAAAAGGUUACAGCGCCAGGCAACUUGCUUUGGCAGCAUCAGGUGUUCCUUUAUUUGAGGUAUAUCUCACAAAGGACGAAGAAAACAAGUAUCAACAACAUGCUGUUUAUCUUCAAAGGGAUUCAAAUAAUGCAGCGGAUUCAAUUGUGGGAUUCAGCAAAGAUGUUCUUGACUUCGAGAAUAUGUUGGGAGAAGCCAGCAAGGAUAUGCAGCUCAGUGGUAAUGAUGUGCUUGAUUUUUCAAGCAUGUUGGGAGAAGCCAGUAGGGAUAUGCAGCUGAAAUUGGAGUUACUGGAGGAUAUUCAAGAAGAUUACGAGAGAGGUAUUAAUGAGAUGGAAGGUCUCAGAGAUGACGAAGAAUACGUUGCAAUGGAAGAAGGUCUUAAGAAGAUUCUUGAUUUUCUGAAAGAUCGGAUGCCGGAUGUAAAAAUGAAAGUAUUCCAGGUAAUAGCGAAUGGUCAGAUAGAGGCUGACUUGCCAAAUAUAGUGGAGCAGUUGAUGGAGGAUGCAGAAGAUGAGCUUCUGAGGCACGAAGAGUUGGCUGGAGCUGGCAAGAGCAAUUCUGGUUUGCAAUUUAUCCAGUCUGUUGAUGGAUUUCCACCUAUAGGCAGCUUCUCUAUGCCAAGUGAUGGUGAUUCUGGGUCGGUAGAGGUAGAAAUCUUAGGGGAUGAGUACCAUUCAAGAGCGCCGCAUCGUGUGCCUGCUUACAUUGAGCGCAGGGCAAAAGAUAAAUUUGUUUUCCACAUAGAGGAAUCCAAAUUGCUGACUGCUGCGGAGGAUACGGAUUCAUCUGUAGCAUUGGUAGCCGGCAUUGAAGGAUCUUCUAUCAAUACCAGAUCUCUUGAUCCACUUGAAGAGUUUCUGCAGAAUAUAGACAAAUCACUGCAGGCCGGUUCAGUGGACUUGGAGGAUUCAGAGGAGAGCGAUACUGAUGCGGUGGAGAUAUCAAGCAAAAAUCUAGGAGAUCUUUUAGAAAAGGCUGUGACUAGGGCCCAACAACGGCGGGGUUUGUUCAAGAGCACACUGUUCCAACGUAUUAAUAUAUCAGCUUCAGAGAACGAUCCCUUUUCUGGAUUGUAUAUUGGGUCUCUGGGACCCCAGUCUGCAGAAGUAGUGCAACUUCACCGGAGGUAUGGUAAUUGGCAGACUGCUGAUACCUUGUCUGUUAAUCAAGUGUGGGAAUGCUUCGAGUAUGUUGAAGCUGUAAAGUUGACCGGCGAUGUGCAUGUGCCUGCUGGCGAGGUAUCUUUCCGUGCCAAGGUUGGGAAAGGAAGUCGAUUGCCGCACAGGGGGGUCUAUCCAGAGGAGCUUGGUGUGACUGCGAGGUACAAAGGACAGGCUAGGAUGGCUGAACCAGGUUUUAAAAAUCCUCAAUGGGUGGAUGGUGAACUUGUCUUUCUAAAUGGCAAGGGAGGCCCGACAAUUGGUGCUGAGCUUGGUUUUGUCUAUUUCGGACCAGGAAAUCAUUUUCUUGUAUUGUUUGGUAGACUCAGACUGAAAUGUUGAGUGCCUUGCUACUUGGUCUAGCAACUGUACGGUGUGUUAGCACCUCAUUCCUCAUGCUUCAUCAAAAUAUGAGCGCUUUACAAUCAACUUAAAUGGCCCCAACAUGGUAUCUACUGCAGGGGCAUAUCCCUAGGGAAGGAGUUUUGUAGUUUACAACUUUCAUUUUCAACUAAUCUUCGAGUAAUCUGUCCGACCUACAACACUUCUACUUGAAAGCUUGAGUUGUGAUGGAAAAUAGAGAACAAUAGCUUUUAUUAGAGCGGUGGCCUGAUGUGAAAUCUAGAGCUUUAGUAAGGCUGUCAACACAGUUGUGUUGGCAAGUAUCACGUCUAGUUUACUAAUCGUCACCAGAUGAAAAUUAUGGGCAGUACAGUUUGCUUUCGGCUUCCCGCUGUUUUCAACUGUAAAUUAAACAGAGAUGUUGCUCUACCCUCUCAAUUGAAUAAUUGCUCUGACUAGCAAAUCCA
This is a messenger RNA of Physcomitrium patens, 3242 nucleotides long. NCBI's taxonomy places the organism in Eukaryota, Viridiplantae, Streptophyta, Bryopsida, Funariales, Funariaceae. The record is from RefSeq and is a predicted model, not a curated record.